AUGGUUGCCUCUGAAUCAAAAUGGAUAAACAAAGAGAAGAUACUGCGUUUGUUUUCCUCUUUUUUCUCUUGUACUCAAGAUCAAAAUAAGCUGAAACAAGAAUCUCAUGAGAUGGGAAUUAAACUUUCUAGAAACAAUAAGGUAUCCAGAGAUGAGAACAAAUCUCUUAGAAAGGAAAACAAGUCUCUUUGGGGAGAAAACAAAGCUCUUCGAGGGGAAAACAAAGCCUUUCGAAUGGACAACCAGUUAAUCCGAGACAGGAAUCACUUCCUGAGGGAGCAAAACCAAAUACUCUGGAACUUUGAAAGUUUGAUUUUAGAGAGCCAAAGUGCAUCUCGGGAAAAAAUCAGUGCCUUGAACAUAGAAAGGAGCUCUUACUGGCAACAGAAUCAAGCACUGGAUGCUCACGUCAAGGCCCUCAGGGAACAGGAGAAAGCCUUUGAGAAUGAGGCUAAAGCUCUGAAAGAAGAAAUAAGAUCUCUCCAUGAGGAGAUCGAGGCCCUGCAUCACCAGACAAAAGCAAUCAAAAUGGAGGAAUUGGUUCUGAUGAAGAAGGGUGCAGCGCUAGAGAUGGAAGAACAGGCUCUGUGGAAGGAGGAACAGGCCCUUCGCGAGGAGAACAAGGCUCUUAGAGAGGAACACAGUGCUCUGGAAGAGGAGGAAAAAGCCCUACAAGACGAGGCAAAAAUCCUUGAGAAGUGGAAUAAGAUUCUUCAGGAGAAACAAGGGAUAGGCUUGCUAGAAAACAGUGCACAAUGA
This is a messenger RNA of Lepus europaeus (European hare), 759 nucleotides long. Its product is annotated as coiled-coil domain-containing protein 70-like. The record is from RefSeq and is a predicted model, not a curated record. The transcript has a single exon. Bases 1 to 759 code for a protein of 252 amino acids. Lineage: Eukaryota; Metazoa; Chordata; Mammalia; Lagomorpha; Leporidae.